This is a messenger RNA of Colletotrichum spaethianum, 1509 nucleotides long. Its product is annotated as inositol phosphosphingolipids phospholipase C. Gene Ontology annotation, cellular component: cytoplasm. Lineage: Eukaryota; Fungi; Ascomycota; Sordariomycetes; Glomerellales; Glomerellaceae. The transcript has a single exon. Gene Ontology annotation, molecular function: sphingomyelin phosphodiesterase activity. The record is from RefSeq and is a predicted model, not a curated record. Bases 1 to 1509 code for a protein of 502 amino acids.
AUGGAAGACCUUCCAGCGGACCUCCGCUUGCUGACCCUCAACUGCUGGGGUCUCAAGUACAUCUCGAAGCUCCGCUCCGAACGCCUCGCGGAAAUCGGCCGCCGCAUCGCCUCCCGCCCGGAGCCGCCCCACGUCGUCGCCCUCCAGGAAUGCUGGGUGACGGCCGACUACGAGGCCAUCCGCGCCGAGACCCGCCACAUCCUCCCGUACGGCAAGUUCUACUACUCGGGCCCCUUUGGCGGCGGCCUCGCCAUCCUCUCCCGCUGGCCCCUUGAGGAGAGCUCCAUGUUCCGGUACCCCCUCAACGGGCGGCCCACGGCCUUUUGGCGCGGCGACUGGUACGUCGGCAAGGGCAUCGCGUGCGCGCGCAUCCGCAUCCGCCUCACCGACCCCUCCUCCGCGGGGGGCAGCAGAGAACACACCCUCAGCAUCUUCAACACCCACACCCACGCCCCCUACACCGAGAACCAACCCAACGACAGCUAUCUCGCCCAUCGCCUCGCCCAGUCCUGGGAGAUGUCCAAGCUCCUCCGCGGCGCCUCGGAGCGCGGCCACCUCGUCCUCGCCAUGGGCGACUUCAACAUGCGGCCUCUGAGCCUCCCGCACCGCAUCAUCACCGCCCAUGCCCCCGUCCAUGACGUCUGGCGGACGCUGCACCCGGACUCGUCCCUCGGCGAGGUUGAGAACCCGUUGGAGAAGGCUCGCGGCCGGCCCGUGCCGACGGCGGACUUUAGUCUCAAGGAAAACGGCACCACGUCGGACCAUGUGUACAACACCUGGCGCUGGUCCAAAGAGCAGCAGAAGAAGCUAGGCGAGGGGAAGGAGAAAAUCGUGGUACCGCCGGACGCACCAGACAGGAAGGGGAAGCGUCUGGAUUACAUCUUCUUCAGCAGUGCCCUACCCCGAGGCGACGACAGCGGCGGGGGUUGGGUGGUCCGCGAUGCGCGGGUAGGCAUGGUCCAGCCGCAUCCCACACUGGGCUGCUCUCUGAGCGACCACUUUUCCGUGGAGGCGACACUGUCGUACCAUCCCCCCCGCAGCGAAUCCGACCAAGUCGGCAACGACACCAUCCUCAAGGAGACCUCCAACCCCAAGGACCCGUCAGACAGCUCGCACCGAGAGUCCUUCCUGUCCGCCAACCCGCCUAGCCCGCCCGAGAACUCGUCACUUCCCAUCCCGGUCUAUGACGAGAUCCUCUCCGAGAUACGACGCUAUGUUCACCGGGAAGAGAACCAACGGACCUGGCGGGCGGUGCACUUCUUCGCCUGGUUCGCCGUGUUGAUAGCGUGUCUCGUCGCCGUGUGGUUUAGUCCACACAACUUUGUUGCCUUCCUCCUCAUGCUUCUGAGCAGUCUCGGUCUGGUCGCCGGAGUUGUGGACGGUCUCAUGUCACUACUCUUCUUCAACUCGGAGCUCAGGGCUCUAAAGGAGUUUGAGUGGGAGAUCACAAAUGCUAGAAAAAUAGCGAGUGGUGCUUCUGGGGACUUUGCGAGGGAAAAGUCUUUUUGA